Molecule: messenger RNA, 1721 nt
Organism: Triticum urartu
Lineage: Eukaryota; Viridiplantae; Streptophyta; Magnoliopsida; Poales; Poaceae
Source: RefSeq, a predicted model, not a curated record
GUACCAUUUCAAGAAAACUGAUCUAAUUGGGAAUAUGACAUUCAUAAAUAGACUUGGACAUGGCCCCGUCGUUCCUGUUGUCCUUGACUGGGCAAUACGGGAUGGAACAUGCCCGUCGGCGCCAGAGGGUGACAACAGUGAGAAUGUUCCCUGCGCAUGUGUUAGCGCCCAGAGCUAUUGCGUAAAUGCCAGCAAUGGAGCACGCGGCUAUUUCUGCAGAUGUUCUAAGGGAUACAGUGGCAACCCAUACAUUAAAAAUGGAUGCACAAAUAUUAACGAGUGUGAGCUACGGAGAUCCCCAAACUCAACAAUUUACAAGAACAUGUAUCCUUGUCAUGGAGGGAGAUGUCACGAUAGAGAAGGUGACUAUGAGUGUAAAUGCAAUUUCGGACGAAGAGGUGAUGGUAAAAGCCAGAAGGGUUGUGAACUUGUAGUGUCCACGACUGCUGUAGCGGUGAUAGGAACAAUUGGUGCCAUUGCAUUACUCGCCGUGCUACUGAUAUUCUUACAUAUGGAGAACGAGAAAAGAAAACUGAGAGAUUGUUUCAACAAAAACGGCGGACAAUUACUCAAAAGCCUCAAGGUCGAGAUCUUCACAAAGGAAAAGCUAGACCACAUCACAAAUAACUAUCGCUGCAUAAUCGGCCAAGGCGCCUUCGGCAAGGUCUACAAGGGAGCCACGGGUACCAGAGACAAUGUACGGGUUGCCGUGAAAUGCUCGAUCCCCAUCAACCAGGACUGGAAGAAGGAGUCUUUUGCGAAUGAGAUCACAAUCCAGUCCAAUAUCAGCCACCGGAACCUGGUCCAACUGUUGGGUUGCUGCUUGGAGACGGAGGUGCCCAUGCUGGUCUACGAGUACGUGCCCAGGGGGAGCCUCCACGACGUACUCCACGGUGACAAUAAGGAACCUCUCCCGCUGGAAACACGCCUGGAUAUCGCUAUCUAUUCAGCAGUUGCGCUCGUUUACAUGCACUCGGAGGCGAGUCAGACAUCAAUCAUCCUCCACGGAGAUGUGAAGUCGGGCAACAUCCUCCUGGACGACGGGUUCACGCCCAAGGUGUCGGACUUCGGGACGUCGAGGCUCAUGUCCAUCGACAAGGACCACACCAACUGGGUGGUCGGGGACAGCAGCUACAUCGACCCCGUGUACAUGAAGACCGGGCUGCUCACCGAGAAAAGUGACGUGUACAGCUUCGGCAUCGUACUACUGGAGCUCCUGACCCGGAAAAAAGCAAGGUAUGACGGGAACCAUAGCCUGCCACUGGAUUAUGUCAAGGCUUCCAUGGGUGGGGCGGUGAGGGAGAUGUUUGAUCCAGAGGUUGCGUCUGGUGGGAAGGAAAAUGAGGAGUGCCUUGAGGAGGUGGGCAAGAUCGCGGUGCAGUGUCUCAAGGAGGAUGUGAACGACAGGCCCACCAUGAGUGAAGUGGCUGAGAGACUUAAAAUGUGCAAGUGCCGGUGGUUGGAGUCUGGCAGGAAGACGAAUGAGAUAUGCACUUAGUUACUGUCAGAAAAAAGUACUACUCCUAUCUACUUAAGAUUUUUUUUACAGUUGACUUGUACUUUGAGUAAUUAGCUAGCAUGCUCGCGUGUAUCCCCGAGUUGAACUUUGUUUCGUGUUGUAUAAUUAUUUUUUCUUUUUGUAGAUGUGGUAUAGUUUUAAUCAACUAGUGCAUUAUAAUAGUAUCUUGCUAGCGGAAAAAGUUAUUUCACUGACAUUCCAA